AUGGAGGGUGGGAAACUCUGGGAUCCCCCGUCAGACACAAGCAGCACCCCAAAAGAUCACAAAAGAACCCAUGAAUGCUCAGAGUGUGGGAAAUUUUUUAGUCUCCACUCCCUCCUUUUGACCCACAGGAAGGUCCAUGUGGGAAGUGGAUCCAGUCAAGGUUCAGAGGGUGAGAAAUCUUUCUCUGGGAAAAACUCCAAAGAUCUCAGGAGCCCCCCAACACUAAAACCCUAUAAAUGUGAGGAAUGUGACUUAUGCUUUCGGCAAAAGUCAUACCUUCGUGCACAUCAGAAAAUCCAUACUGGAGAGAAACCUCAUCAAUGUCUGGAAUGUGGGAAAUUUUUCCGUAAAAAAGCCUAUCUCAGAAGGCACGAGAGCAUUCACAUAGAGGAGAAACCUUACAAGUGCUGGGAAUGUGGGAAGAGCUAUUCUCAGGAGUCAUGUCUUUGGCGUCAUAAGAAGAUUCAUUUGGGAAUAAAGCCUUACAAGUGCUUUGAAUGUGGGAAUGGUUUUACCCGGGGUUCAUCUCUUCGCAGUCAUUUGAAAAUACACACAGGGGAGAAAAACGAAAAGUGCCACGAAUGUGGGAAAUGUUUUAUCCAGAAAUCAACCCUGAUGCGACAUCAGAGACGUCACACCGGAGAGAAACCCUAUGAAUGCCCAGAAUGUGAGAGACGAUUUGUGGAUUCUUCUGACCUUCGGAGACACCAGAAGAACCACAUGGGGGAGAAAAUAUUCAAAUGUGGAAAGUGCGGGAAGAGUUAUCUUACACAAGGAGAGAUCCAGGUUCAUGAGAGAAGCCACACCAGGGAGAAGGCAUUCAGCUGUGAGGAGUGUGGGAAAUGUUUCUUCCGAAAACACCACCUGGCAAGGCAUCAUAAAACCCACACAGGAGAGAAGCCAUAUCAAUGCAACAAAUGUGGAAGCUUUUAUAUUUCCAUAUCAGCCUUUCGAAGUCAUGUGGAAAACACAAGCAACACUCCAAGUAACCAAGGAACCCAGGAACACCCAGAGGGUUGGAUAUCCUUCCCUCUCUGCUGCAUCGUUUUGACCCACCAGAACGUCCAUGUGGGAAGCGGAUCCAGUCAAGGUUUGGAGAACGUGGAAUCCUCCUCUGGGAAAGAAGCCGGAGGUCUCAGAAGCCCCCCAGAACCAAAACCUUAUAAAUGUGAGGAAUGUGACUUGCCCUUUGAUCAAAUGUCAAAGCUUCUUAGACACCAGAGAAUCCACACCGGAGAGAAACCUUAUCAGUGUCUGGAAUGUGGGAAACGUUUCCGUGGAAAAGGCAACCUCAGAAGCCAUGAGAGGAUUCACACAGGGGAGAAACCUUACAAGUGUUGGGAAUGUGAGAAGAGCUUUUGUCAGGAGGCAAGCCUUAGGGCCCAUGAGAAGAUUCAUUUGGGAAUCAAAUCUUACAAAUGCUUUGAUUGUGGAAAACGUUUCACCUUGCGUCAGUCUCUUUACAGUCAUGAGAAAAGACACAAAGGGGAGAAAAACGAAAAGUGCCUCGAAUGCGGGAAAUGUUUUAUCUUUAAAUCAAGCCUGGUGCAACAUCAGAGACGUCACACCGGAGAGAGACCCUAUGAAUGCGAAGAAUGUGAGAGAAGAUUUGUGGAUCAUUCUGAGUUCCGGAUACACCAGAGGAGGCACAAAGGAGAAAAACCCUAUGAAUGUGGGGAGUGUGGGAAAAGUUUCCUUACACGAACAGAGAUCCGGAAUCAUGAGACAAUCCACACGGGAGAGAAGCCAUUCAAAUGUGGGGAGUGUGGGAAAUGUUUCUCCCUAAAACAACAACUCAAAACCCAUCAGAGGAUCCACACAGGGGAGAAGCCCUACAGAUGCGUAGAAUGUGGAAGAUGCUUUCGACACGUGGGAGACCUUUCGAUACAUCAUAGGACCCACACAGGGGAGAAGCCAUAUCAAUGCAACGAAUGUGGAAAGUUUUAUAGUACAUCAUCAGCCCUUGGAACGCAUAUGAAAAUUCACACGGGGGAAAAAAACUUCAAAUGUUUGGAAUGCGGCAAAGCAUUUAUUCAGUCAGGCUCCCUUAUACGUCACAGCCGAAUCCAUACAGGAGAGAAGCCCUAUAAAUGCUCAGAGUGUAAUAAAUGUUUUUCUCAGAAAGUUGCUCUUUUAAAGCAUCAGAGAAUCCAUACCGCAGAACAACCACACAAUGAGGAUGAAGACAAUUAAUCAGUGGAACAGAA
Molecule: messenger RNA, 2207 nt
Organism: Thamnophis sirtalis
Lineage: Eukaryota; Metazoa; Chordata; Lepidosauria; Squamata; Natricidae
Source: RefSeq, a predicted model, not a curated record